UAUGACCUCGACUCCGGAUUUGUGUGUUCUAGAAGGAAUGAAUGGUGGUUUCUAUGAUGCGUCUGUGACGACGGAGAGAUACUUUUUUGCGUAUGUUUACUACGUCGCACCGAUUUAGUUAGCUCCGAUAUUCUCUGUGCUAAUUAUCAAUCAAACGUUUUGUGGAGUGUAAAUAAAUUUAUCUGACAUACGUUUGUAUACGAUUGCCGUGCACAAGUGCCAUAAAAUAAUAUUGCUUUCUGUGUAUUUCACUGCAUCUUUUGCAGUUUGAGUUUGUGCGGUUUUGUGAAGAAUGUACAAUGAUAUCUUCGAGGAGUGACAUUGAUUCGAAGUUUAAACUCCGGCCGAAAAGACUGAGUAGAAAAAUGACAUAUAUUCGCUUUUAUAACUGAGCAAGUACACAUCAAAUACGACCUUGUUCAAUUCCUGAAACUAUAAAAUAAGCAUUUGAAAGAAUAUAUCCAAAGCUUUGAACAAUAUGCCUUCUGUCUGUGGCGAUAUAGUCGACAUGGCUGUUGCCUCUCAAUCAGGCAUCAUGGAAGGUAUUUCGAGUACUGACAGUGUUGGAACUCAGAGUGAUAUAUCAGGACACACAACUGUACCAGGAAGACCCAGAAUGGAUGUUGCUUGUGUUUUGGAUUUGCAACAAUCUGAACAUCUAGCUCAGCGAAAGAAAGCGUUAGAUGAAGUUAGACAAGCCUGUAAUUUGGUCAAUGCUAAUAUACAUCAUAUUCAGUUCGAAAAACUUGAUUUUGGUGAAACUAAUGUGCUGGACACAUUUUAUAAUGCUGAUGUAGCAGUCGUGGAUUUAAGUAUUCAGUUGCAACAAUCUGCACUAUUUUAUCAUUUAGGUGUUAGAGAAAGUUUUGGAAUGAAGGAAAAUAUUCUGCUGUAUAAUGAUGUAGAUACAGAGGCUACAAUUAGACUUAGGUUAUCUUGUGGCAGCUACACAUUUGUUUCAUAUCGUGUUGUGGAAUCAUGUGGUUCCUGUGUCGCCACUAAUCCAGCAACUAGCAGAAUCACAGGAGAAGAAGCAAUAGAUCCUAAACAACAUCUUACUUUAAAGCUGAAAAAAUUGUUUCAGGAUGUAGAAGUGCAAUCUAAAGCGCAUAUGAAAGAAAAAUUUUUGGCAGACCUGCGCAAGGCGCGUGAGACAUAUUCUGGAGAGGAACUCUCCAAAGCUUUAAACAAUAUGCGCAAACGAUUAGAUGAUCCAAAUGUUUUAUCGGGAGAAGUAGUUCUAAACGUUCUUAUCUCGUUUCGAGAAAUACAGGAUUAUGACGCGAUGGUUCAAUUAGUUGAUGAUUUGCGAACGAUACCAACUCACAAAAAUUAUAUAAACACUCCGGCCAUAAGAUAUUUAUAUGCGUUUGCCUUAAAUCGACGAAACAAAGAAGGCGAUCGAGAAAGAGCGUUAAAAGUUAUUGAGAAAGCUUUGGAGAAAAAAGAAAAUCACGUUCCGGAUAUGUUGUGUUUAUGUGGGAGAAUAUAUAAAGACAAAUUUGUAGAGAGCAGACAUACAGAUCAGGAAAGUUUAAAGAACGCGAUUCACUGGUAUAGAAAGGGAUUUGAGGUCCAACCUAACGAAUACGCCGGUAUAAAUCUUGCUACUUUAUUGGUCAUAGCCGGAAAUGAGUUUUCGAAAAGCGAAGAGUUACAACACAUAGGAAUGGUUUUAAAUAAUUUAAUCGGUAAAAAAGGCAGUUUACCGAGUCUGAAGGAUUAUUGGGAUGUGGCGACAUUUUUUGAAAUUAGUGUAUUGGCGGAAGAUUAUUCGAAAGCUAUACAAGCAGCUGAAUGUAUGUUUAAAUUGAAGCCACCAAACUGGUACCUGAAAUCAACAAUAGGCAACAUAUCACUGAUAGAUCGAUUUCGCAAAAAAAAUGAGGAGGCUGACGUUACGCCGGAGGAACAAAUAUUUAGUUUCUGGAUGGACUACUUUGUCGAAGCUACAAAGCCGGAGGUUGGCGAUAGUAUACGGUUUCCAAUUUUAGUGUUAGAACCAACAAAGAUCCUGAUGCCGAGUUACGUAAACGUGAAUCUCGGUGCUGAGGAAAAAUCUAUACAGAUAUGGAAUUUGUGUCUGGAUAAUAUGAGAAAUAACUGCAGGCAAGUCCACGAUUGGUUGUUUACCGCGAGCAUGAUACGCAGCGUUAGUCUGUACAAGAGGGACGAAAGAUGCCUGUUUCUAUAUGUUCACCAAAACUCGGACGAUUUUCAAAUGUACUUGCCAUCGGUACAGUGUAGACAAAGAUUUUACGACUUAAUCUUGGAAAUGACCAGAGAUCAAGAAGGCAUGGUUACAGAUUUGGACGCUUAUAUGACUGAUGAUCGCAUGAAGUUCGAGUACGAGCUGGAUGAUCAAAAUAAGCGUAUAAUUCUCGGUAAAGGCACAUACGGAGUGGUAUAUGCGGCACGCGAUUUGAACACUCAAGUUAGAAUUGCGGUCAAAGAAAUUCGUGAGCGUAACUUGGGUGACGUACAACCCUUACAUGAAGAGAUUAAGUUGCAUAGUCAGUUGAGACACAGAAACAUUGUUCAGUAUUUGGGAUCAGUUAGCGAGGAUGGAUAUUUCAAAAUUUUUAUGGAGCAGGUUCCCGGAGGAAGUUUAUCGGCUCUGUUAAGAUCGAAAUGGGGUCCUUUGAAAGAAAAUGAAUCGACUAUCUCAUAUUACACUAAACAGAUGUUAGAAGGCCUUAAAUAUCUCCAUGACCAAAAAAUAGUCCAUAGAGAUAUAAAAGGUGACAAUGUGUUGGUGAACACUUAUAGUGGAGUCGUAAAAAUAUCUGAUUUCGGUAUGUCAAAACGUUUAGCUGGUUUAUGUCCGAGUACGGAAACAUUUACUGGAACGUUACAGUACAUGGCACCAGAGGUUAUUGACAAGGGUCAACGUGGUUAUGGCGCUCCCGCGGACAUUUGGUCUCUGGGUUGUACAAUAGUUGAGAUGGCGACGGGAAAACCGCCAUUUAUUGAACUAGGAUCUCCACAAGCGGCAGUUUUUAAAGUGGGAUAUUACAAAAUACAUCCUGAAAUACCGUCAGAGUUGUCUGAGAGAGCAAAGAGUUUUAUAUUGCGAUGUUUUGAACCAAAUCCUGACGUAAGGGCAACCGCCGCCGAGUUGUUGGAAGAUCCAUUUCUCAAUGAGAAAAAGAAAAGCAGCAGAUUAGUCGCGCCUCCAGAUUUCAGCAGAAGCAUAUCAGUUCCCGCGGAUAGAAUAGAACGUUUGGGUAAAUGUGAUAAGACAAACAAUAAUCAUAUCGUCACCGCUACGCCUAUUCAAACAUCUCAAUCUGACGAUAGUGGAGGUUUAACGAAGUCAAGUCCGUUGAAGGGACGCAGUCCGGCUCACCUAUCUCCCAUCAGCAUGCCUACUGCAACCCUCUCUUUUAACAGUGCAAUAGCAAAUACUCCAUCAAUAGAAACUAGUGAAAGUGACACAGCUGGUGCUUCCAUAACUAGAAGAAGUUCAUCUGGAGGAUUGCUGUCGCCGGAAGUUGAAUUAGGAGGACAACCAGGACAGAAAUCUGGAGAGGAGCAAGAAGGUUUUUAUUUGUUAAAAAAAGACAGCCAAAGACGCAUGACGUUAACAAGGGUUCUCAACCAAGAUGAGGCAAAAAUUUGUGAAGUCUGGAUGAGAGGUAUACAUCAAGCAGAAGGACACACGGUGUUACAAAUGAGUCAUCUAGUGUUGCUCAUGCGCGGCCUGAGGGAUUACAUUGCGGAGCAAAAUCAGGAAGUAAUAGUAACCGCAAUUCGAACAUUGAAAGAAGAAUUGGAUUUCGAUUCGACUGCCAUUAAUCACUUACACUUGGCGAUUUAUUUGUUUCAAACGGCAGUAAAUGAAGUUCUUAGAAUGCACAGUAUAAAGCCACAUUGGAUGUUUGCUUUAGAUAAUUUAGUGAGAAACGCUGUUCAAGCUGCUAUCACAGUGUUAUCUCCCGAACUGGGAGCUAAUUUGCUUGGACAAGAGCGAAUGCAACCUGGUGGGCAAGGUCCUGAGGAAGGAUCAACGUCUGGAGUGUCAACAGUAAAUUCCGUAAAGUCUCAAAAAACUGCCGAUUCCAUUGAUAAUAAUAAAUAUUGGAAAGAAUACAGAGAUCAAAUGGGAGCGUUAAAAAUGGAAAAUAUGAAAUUACUUCAAGAAUUGGUAGAAAGUCAAAAGUCGUAUCAAACGUUGUUGCAGCAAGCUCUUGAAGAACAAAGAGCUCAAGUUGAUAUCUUGACGCAUCUGUGUGAAAACAUCAAUAGAAGAGCAGCGAGGCAGGAAUCAGGUUACAAUUCUUGCAUUACGGGAAAUAUGUCUCAACAAUCAGUGUCCUUAAUGAACACCGAUCAUGUUGUUUCGCAAUCAGAUACAGAUCUUGUUAAUUGGUUACAAAAUCUUCAAAUAGAUGAAACUUCAAUCGAUAGAUUUCUGUAUGAGGAAUAUACGCUGGAAGAUGUUUUGCAUUACGUUACGCGAGACGAUCUCCGCAGAUUAAAUUUAAGGGGAGGAGUCGAACUCAGGAUAUGGCAUGCUAUACUGAAACAUCGAGAAAAUGGAAAUUGAAUUGUAAAGAUAAAUGCAAUUGCCAUCAUUGUUACAAGUGUCACUAAUGGUUGAAGUUCAAAAUAGAACAACAUAUCCGAUUCAAUUAGAUUGUCAUAAGAGAAAUAAUGAAUUUAAAAAUCGGCUCUAUAUACUAUAAUAUUAUAUUAGAUAUAAAAAUCAAACUAAUAUCAAGAGUUUCUUCCGUGACACGAUAUUAUUAGUUUACAUUUUUGUAGUUCCUACAUGUAGAUGUUAAAUAUCACUAUCUUUGCAGAAGAAUCUCGUACAAGUUCACAUGAUAAUUACAGUAACAAACCGUUGUAUGCCUUAAUAGUUUUAUCGCAGAUUUUAAUUGUUUUUUUGUCAAAAUUUCUCAAGAUAUCAGAACUCAGACAUCAAUACUUGUACGUGAAAAUCAGUAUUUGCACGUGAAAUGUAUAGCGUGUCUCCCCAAAUUGAUUGUACAAUCGACAAAGAAGUAAGUUCUUUAAGAAGAAAUAAGUUAAAAAUGUACAUUAUGUAGUAAAUGUACAUUAUUCAGUUCACAGACACUGUGUCUCACACGUUAUAUUUCCUUGUCAUAGGAAAUUAGUAAAUUUUGAUUUUAAAUCUUCUUUAUUUUUAACAUCUAAAUCUGAAAAAAUAAAAGUAAAAAAAUACACAUAUAGA
Messenger RNA from Pseudomyrmex gracilis, 5200 nucleotides. It is a transcript of the gene Ask1, whose product is annotated as mitogen-activated protein kinase kinase kinase 15. Gene Ontology annotation, biological process: MAPK cascade; protein phosphorylation. The transcript has 24 exons. Bases 479 to 4549 code for a protein of 1356 amino acids. The record is from RefSeq and is a predicted model, not a curated record. NCBI's taxonomy places the organism in Eukaryota, Metazoa, Arthropoda, Insecta, Hymenoptera, Formicidae. Gene Ontology annotation, molecular function: protein kinase activity; protein binding; ATP binding.